AGCUGUGAACGUGUAAGACUUUUUUUUUCUGCUUUCAACUGGUGAUUGCACACCAGUGAUUUGGAAACGUAAACAGACGAAUACCAAACCUAAAGUGGCCGCACAUCGACACCACGUCUUAGAAAACAAUCUUAGAUACAUUCAGCCAUGCGCUCAACUCGCACCCGCACCAAUGCGAACGGGGCGUUCAACUACUCACAGCGUAGCACCAACGACGUGCCGGACGAUCAAGACUCCCUCACCGAGUUCCUCAAAUCACGCAGCAAGGAAGGCUUUGCGACGAGUGCGUACUGGGGCGCCACAGGAGAGGUGCCGCCGCGCGCGCCGGAUGAUGUAGUCUCCAAGGAGCCCUACCCCUUUCAGGCGGAGAUCAACCGCAAACUCGUGCCCUUCCCCAAGGACCAAACCAGCUACCCCCGCACGAUAGACUACACCACAGUUGGCCUACAUCUUUUUAAGUGCGCCGGUGUCGACGGCAGCGGUGGCGGUCUCAACGCCACACAGCUGCAGAAGCUUCAAGGAGCUGAUGGCGACGGCCUUGACGGCACACGCCAGCUUCCCGACGGCUCGCAAUCGCGCAAGCCACGCUUUCUGACGCUGCAGACCACCCAGCAGGCUAUUCCCCGCACUUUUGACGAUGAUGUGCUGGGGACGUUGCGUGCAGGACAGCAGAAAGAGGAUGCUCUUAAAGCCGAGCUGGAUAAUCUCGAAGGCACCCCUUACAGCAGCACGGAAGUCGCAGAUCCGUAUCGCCUCACCUCGGACGACUACUGCGACUUCAGCGGUGUUGAUCCGUCGUCGUCCCGGCAGAAAGAUCUCGCUGACAGCGAAGGGAACAUUGAUGUUUACAAGAGCCGCUACAACAACGUGGAGCGCGAAGGCCCUCGGCGUCGCGAACGCACGCACGAGACGCUGCGACGCGGGCAGGCGGUCGACCGCGACCAACUACGAACCACACUCGCCGCCAGCCACGCCGAGACGAUGCCGAACGGGUACGAGACGUACUCGGCCAAGGACUGGCUCAGCACGACACAUCGCGAGCACGCCGCGUACGACGUGGAGAUGGCGGCGCGUGCGAACGACCGCGACGCCACGGUGCCUCUGCGCAACACAAACUACACGCUCUCCGCCGCGCAUGAGGCGGCCGUGACGCAGCGCGACGCUCGCUUCAAGACGCUUCAUGACAACGGCUGGGGCACCGAGUACUCGAUCCAGUACCAGGAUCGCAGCUCCGAGGCCGACGUGUCGCACCAGCACGGCUCGCGGGGCAUCUUCGACAUCGAGGACGGCGUGUACACGAUGGAUAAGCGCUACCACCACCCCCGCGACGACGUGCACACGGGCGAGAUGUACACUCCCGCCGAGAUGGUUCCGGGGCAGUACACGACCAUGUACGAGGAGCCGUUGCACGCCCCGAAUGUCGUCUCGGGCAGCACGCGACACAUUUGA
Leptomonas pyrrhocoris is the source of this 1449-nucleotide messenger RNA. RefSeq lists its product as hypothetical. The transcript has a single exon. The coding region runs from base 148 to 1449 and encodes 433 amino acids. Lineage: Eukaryota; Euglenozoa; Kinetoplastea; Trypanosomatida; Trypanosomatidae. The record is from RefSeq and is a predicted model, not a curated record.